Aspergillus homomorphus CBS 101889 is the source of this 994-nucleotide messenger RNA. RefSeq lists its product as uncharacterized. The coding region runs from base 77 to 775 and encodes 232 amino acids. The record is from RefSeq and is a predicted model, not a curated record. NCBI's taxonomy places the organism in Eukaryota, Fungi, Ascomycota, Eurotiomycetes, Eurotiales, Aspergillaceae. The transcript has 3 exons.
ACCAGCAUCUUCCCAGCACAAUUGUAUCACCAGCACUAGAUCAUACACCCCCAUUGUUACCCAUAUCACUUUCAACAUGGAAGACCCCACCUCCGAAAUCUCAACCAUAAUCCACCACCUCACGCAAUCCUCCCCACAAGAUCAGGAGCGCACGAUCCAGAAAUUCUUCACCCCGUCCGCGGCCUUCGUGCACCCGUUCUGCCGCGUAUGGAGCUACCCCGGUAGCCGGUGGUUCAUCGAGAAGGUGUACCAGUGGUAUAAGAUCAUGUCGCCUCGGAUUGAGCUGGAGGUGCAUUCUGUUGCAUUCGACAAACCCAGCCUAAAACUCUACCUAACAACCUCACAAAUCUUCUCCAUCUGGCUGGUCCCCUUCCACGUAGCGCCAGUGACGCUGACGACUGUGCUGGACCUAACGACCGACCCGGAGGACGGGCGGACGCCAGUGCAGGGAUCGGGGAAACGGUACUACAUCAAGAAGCAGGAGGACUUCUAUCAGCCGUCGGAGUUUAUUAAGUUCGUGAUGCCGUGGGGGAUUGGGCAGCUGCUGGUGCUGGCGUGGCAGACGUGGGCGACGUUGUUCUGUAUCCUCGGAUGUGCGGUGUUCUGGCCGUUGAUGUGGUUGGAGGAGAAGGGGGUGGUGCCUGGAAGGGUUUUGAAGAAGGGCAAUUUGGGCGGGGAUGUGGUUGGUUGGGAGAAGAAGCGGUUUCGGAUGAUGAAUGGGGUUAAGGAAGAGGAGAAUGGGGAUGGGGAUAGCGAGGGGGGGCAGAAGGAGUAAUUAUUGUAUCCUAAUGGGCGGUCCUACUAGCUAGGGUUGGUUUGGAGGGUGGGUGGUUUGUCACUGGAUGUGAUGUAAAUUGUUGAUGUUGGGGAUGGGAAGGGGACAAUCUGUGUCUGUCGGGUUGGCGUUUGGAUUACGUUUCUCUCGGAUUGCUCAGUGAGUAUACAUCCUUCGAGUAAUUAAUUUUGGUCUCUAUGAUAAGUACAAUGGAUUCUC